GUCAUUAAACGUCCAUAUCAGAGCUAUCGAUGCUUUAGUAUAGUAGUGCGAUUGCUUUUGUCUGUCUGAUUGCUGUGCAUGGACCACUGGCUGACGUUGGACUCAAAAUCUAUGUAAAAAAUUCCCUGCCAUACUACAAAUUCAGCAAUGCAGUCUUUAGAAGGAGAGAAUCAACACCUGUGGAUGUCACAAGUCAUUGAUUUGGUGUCCAGCUAGAGCUAGCUACAGCUAUGUCUGUGGCCUCUCUCCUGCGAAGUGCCAUGAGAGUGGGGAACAGACGUGUCACAGCACAUUUGGUCCAUCAGAGAGCUCUUUCAGGGGCAGAUGCUAUCAAUGCACUGAGACCUUUCUACUUUGCAGUGCACCCAGACUUCUUUGGCCAGCAUCCCAGGGAAAGGGAAGUGAAUGAAAAUUCCCUCAAGAGACUCAAUGGUUAUUUGGAAAACCUUCAGAAACCGGGGACCCGCUCAGUCCAACCAACAAAGCUCACCUUUUAUGUCAGGGAAAUAAAGGAGAAGGAAGACAUUCAGGAGGAUGUCCUUCCUCCUGGGUUCCGUUCGGUCAGCUUCACUCUGCAGACCAAGGAUGUCCUGACCACUGUAAUGGAUGUGCUGAAGUCCUGCAGUCUGUCCACAGAGCACAUGAAGGGACUGAAGGCCAGCUCAGAGUCACCCAAGAGCCAGCAGCCAGUGGCUGGGCAUGGGAACCUUUUCUACAGGCCCAUCAAAUGGGACAAAAGCUACUACAGCUUCACUGGCUUCAGAGACCCAGAGCAGGAGCUGAAGCAGGCUAAGAAAGUAGAGCCCACACUAAGCUUGUGGCUGAGAAACCAUGAGAAGGAGGCUACGAAGAAGCAGAACGCCAGUGUCCCUCGACGGGAGGAGCUGAAGAGACUCAAGAAGGAAUUGUGUCAGAAAUUUGCCUUGGAAGAUAUUAGGUGGCAGCGCUCCUGGGGAGUGACUCACAGAUGCUGUCAGCUCCAGAGUCUGAGCCGUCUCUCCCAGCAGAACCCUGAGGCUGUGCUCAACCUGCGAGGACACACUAUAAUAUUCACUGACCAAUCAGGGAUGAAUGCCUCAGGUCAUGUGAUGCUGGGAACAAUGGAUGUUCAUCACCAAUGGACAAAACUGUUUGUGAGUCUCCCCAGCUACCGUACCCUGCUCCAGCAGACAGAGUGGCUGAAGGAGAGGAUCAGCCAUGUGUUGGGAGGUAUUCAGGUAAUUAACGUAGAGAGACUGGGACCUGUACAGCCUAUAGAGGAACACUGCAGCAUCCUCAACACCUUCCAUAAGAGACUACUGGCCCGACGCCUAGCCCUGCAUCCCAGGAGCCUGCAAGGUCUGGCCAUGACCCUGGAGAAUGAUCGCUCCAGCCCCAGCCUGCAUGAGAUGGGUCACUUCAUCAUCCCAGCCACCUGUGAGCCCAGCAGACUACAGACUUUCCUCCAGAGCAUGGCCUGGGAGGCCCGACAACGAAUCAAACACAGGAACCAGCUGCAGAAGGAGGAGGAGGAGGUACUGCUCCACUGCCUGGAGGCUCUGGCCCUGAGGAAUCUGUCCAAGGAGCCCAGUGUCAGACACAACCAGAUGAUCCCCUGCUGCAGGCGGUUGCUGGAGGAACGCUCCCCCCUCAUGGAGGGCCUCCGGGUGGAGGUCUCCCACUUCUACUCUGUCAUGCAGGACGGGGACUUGUGCAUCCCCUGGGACUGGCAGGGCUGAGGGGACAGGGACAGGGGACAGGGGACAUGCUGCAGCACGCCUGGUUGAACCAGACUCAAUGCUAUUCUCGCCAUGUCUACCACCAAGCUACACUGCAGCUGCCACACAGAGAAACAAACCGACCGACUCUCACAAGGUCAAUCACGUUAUCCUUCUACUGGAGAGGCCAGAUAAACAGACAUACUCUUUUCACACUAUUGUGCUGAACCAGGGCCCGGUUUCCCAAGAGCAUCUUAAGGCUGAGUUCAUAGUUAGAACCUUGGUAGGAGCAUUGUUAAAUCUCUGAACUGUUUUCCAAAGCCAUCCUUACUAAAGUUGCACUUAAACGCUUGUUAUUUACCACCUGCCUCAGAUCACUCCUAGAACUGCUAGUGUUAUUUUUCCCUUCCACUAAACAUAGACUCAAGAUGCUUCUCUGUCUCUCUGUGAGCACCGAUAACUUCACAACGAUGUGGACUGCAAAUAUACAGUGCCUUGCGAAAGUAUUCGGCCCCCUUGAACUUUGAGACCUUUUGCCACAUUUCAGGCUUCAAACAUAAAGAUAUAAAACUGUAUUUUUUGUGAAGAAUCAACAACAAGUGGGACACAAUCAUGAAGUGGAACGACAUUUAUUGGAUAUUUCAAACUUUUUUAACAAAAAAAAAAAAAAUUGGGCGUGCAGAAUUAUUCAGCCCCCUUAAGUUAAUACUUUGUAGCGCCACCUUUUGCUGCGAUUAGAGCUGUAAGUCGCUUGGGGUAUGUCUAUCAGUUUUGCACAUCGAGAGACUGAAAUUUUUUCCCAUUCCUCCUUGCAAAACAGCUCGAGCUCAGUGAGGUUGGAUGGAGAGCAUUUGUGAACAGCAGUUUUCAGUUCUUUCCACAGAUUCUCGAUUGGAUUCAGGUCUGGACUUUGACUUGGCCAUUCUAACACCUGGAUAUGUUUAUUUUUUAACCAUUCCAUUGUAGAUUUUGCUUUAUGUUUUGGAUCAUUGUCUUAUUGGAAGACAAAUCUCCGUCCCAGUCUCAGGUCUUUUGCAGACUCCAUCAGGUUUUCUUCCAGAAUGGUCCUGUAUUUGGCUCCAUCCAUCUUCCCAUCAAUUUUAACCAUCUUCCCUGUCCCUGCUGAAGAAAAGCAGGCCCAAACCAUGAUGCUGCCACCACCAUGUUUGACAGGGGGGAUGGUGUGUUCAGGGUGAUUAGCUGUGUUGCUUUUACGCCAAACAUAACGUUUUGCAUUGUUGCCAAAAAGUUCAAUUUUGGUUUCAUCUGACCAGAGCACCUUCUUCCACAUGUUUGGUGUGUCUCCCAGGUGGCUUGUGGCAAACUUUAAACAACACUUUUUAUGGAUAUCUUUAAGAAAUGGCUUUCUUCUUGCCACUCUUCCAUAAAGGCCAGAUUUGUGCAAUAUACGACUGAUUGUUGUCCUAUGGACAGAGUCUCCCACCUCAGCUGUAGAUCUCUGCAGUUCAUCCAGAGUGAUCAUGGGCCUAUUGGCUGCAUCUCUGAUCAGUCUUCUCCUUGUAUGAGCUGAAAGUUUAGAGGGACGGCCAGGUCUUGGUAGAUUUGCAGUGGUCUGAUACUCCUUCCAUUUCAAUAUUAUCGCUUGCACAGUGCUCCUUGGGAUGUUUAAAGCUUGGGAAAUCUUUUUCCGGCUUUAAACUUCUUCACAACAGUAUCUCGGACCUGCCUGGUGUGUUCCUUGUUCUUCAUGAUGCUCUCUGCGCUUUUAACGGACCUCUGAGACUAUCACAGUGCAGGUGCAUUUAUACGGAGACUUGAUUACACACAGGUGGAUUGUAUUUAUCAUCACUAGUCAUUUAGGUCAACAUUGGAUCAUUCAGAGAUCCUCACUGAACUUCUGGAGAGAGUUUGCUGCACUGAAAGUAAAGGGGCUGAAUAAUUUUGCACGGCCAAUUUUUCAGUUUUUGAUUUGUUAAAAAAGUUUGAAAUAUCCAAUAAAUGUCGUUCCACUUCA
Molecule: messenger RNA, 3672 nt
Organism: Oncorhynchus keta (chum salmon)
Lineage: Eukaryota; Metazoa; Chordata; Actinopteri; Salmoniformes; Salmonidae
Product: T-cell activation inhibitor, mitochondrial
Exons: 11
Coding region: 231-1718 (495 amino acids)
Cellular component (GO): mitochondrion
Source: RefSeq, a predicted model, not a curated record